Lolium rigidum is the source of this 1348-nucleotide messenger RNA. RefSeq lists its product as uncharacterized. Gene Ontology annotation, molecular function: protein binding. NCBI's taxonomy places the organism in Eukaryota, Viridiplantae, Streptophyta, Magnoliopsida, Poales, Poaceae. The record is from RefSeq and is a predicted model, not a curated record. The transcript is spliced from 8 exons. Bases 177 to 1037 code for a protein of 286 amino acids.
CUCGCCGGCGCCGCUCCCGACGGCCGUUAGCUCUCCGGCUCCGCCAGCCCCGCCGCCGAACAAGACUAGGCUCCGAGGAGACGGGGCGACGGAACAGACUCAAGCCUGAACAAACUCUAGCAGAAACUACGACCUAGGGACGCUCCCCGCGACCGGGCUCGCGGCGCCGCCUUGCGAUGUUCGCCGCUUCGGCGCGGCGGGUGGCCGCCGCCGCCACCGCUUCCUCCUCCUCCUCUUCCGGCCGAGCCUCCCAGAUUGCGUCCGCGCUGAAUCACCAGAGGUGGAUUCACGACCGGAACAAGAAGGCGAUGGAGCUGGUGGUAAAGGGUUGGAGCGCCCUCCAGGAGGUCGAUCGCGUCAUCGACUUCGCCGACCGCAAUGACAAGCGCCUAAUCCCACUUCUUAGGGGCGCAAAGGAGAACUUUGAGCUGGCCCUAGAGAUCGACAAUAUGAAUACUCACGCCAGGUGUUGGCUGGCCAAAAUGCACUUCAAGUACCAUGUUCCCGGAGCUUGCAAGGCAGUUGGUGCUGCUUUGCUAGUUGAAGCUGCAAACAUGGGUGACCCAGAGGCACAGUAUGAACUUGGAUGUCGGCUAAGAAUUGAGAACGAUCAUGUUCAGUCUGAUCAACAGGCUUUCCAUUAUAUAGAGAAAGCUGUUGACCAGUUGCAUCCUGGUGCUUUAUAUCUUCUUGGUGCUGUGUAUUUAACUGGGGAUUGUGUCAAGAGGGACAUAGCUUCAGCCAUGUGGUGUUUCCAUAGAGCUUCGGAGAAGGGACAUGCUGGAGCUGCAGUUGCAUAUGGAUCUCUUCUUCUUAAAGGUGCUGAAGUGCCUGAAGUCAUUACCAGGUUCAACUCAGGCAAGAGCCCAUCGACCGGGAAGGUGCGAAAAAAGGACAUGCAGCAGGACCCACUAAAGCUCGCAAAGGAGCAGUUCCAGAUAGCAGCUGAGGGUGGAUGUGACCUUGGUCUACGGUGGUUGAAGAGGCUCGAGGAUUAUGACAAACACCCAGAAGAGCUAAAACAAAUCCAACAAUGACCUCGCGCUGCAUCGGGCGAUUGAUGUAUGUUGCAAUGCUGUUGCUGCACAUAGAUAGUGCUUCAUGUUUUGUCUGCCUUCUGAAUGUGGAGAAAUGUUAUUCCAGGAACGUUCAUGUCAAUGGAACGUGUGCUCGUGAAGGAAAAUUGAUUUCUAGAUUAUUAGGUUGAACUACAGGAUCAAAUAGGUCCAUUUUUUGUUACUAAGGAUUUUGCCAUAACAUGGCAAUUAUACUGAUGGCCUCUGUAAUAAAAAAAAAUCACCAUUCAUGUAAGCUUUUCUUGGUCAUAAGUGAUUUUUUUUGUUUUAAA